AUGAGCGAAGCUCUUUUUCGUUUCGCGCGGUUCGUCAUUCGGGCUUUGUGCCCUCCAUUUCACCCCAGCGCUCAUUCGUGCGAAUUCUCAGCGCGUGCAAGCAGCGGGCACAUGGGGGCCCUUCGUUUGUCUGGUCGAAGAACUGCCGUGUGGUGUGAGCGUGGCUGUUUUUUGUUUUUUGUUUUUAAAAAAUAUACAGUAAAAUCCAAUCAAACGAACUCAUCGCUGACAGUCCUCACGUUGCUUCACAACAACAACAAAGAGCGUCAACGAACGAGUACGCUCCGGUGCUCUCCAGAGACAAGCCAAUGUCACCUGCGAUCAAGAUGCGGUUUAUCUGCCGGGUUUGCCGACUGUUUCUUUUCCUUGGUAUUUUUGUUUGUUUUGCCGGUUAUCAAAAGGUUCUCAUUGAAUGUCAACGGGUAA
Capsaspora owczarzaki ATCC 30864 is the source of this 426-nucleotide messenger RNA. RefSeq lists its product as hypothetical. The transcript has a single exon. Bases 1 to 426 code for a protein of 141 amino acids. The record is from RefSeq and is a predicted model, not a curated record. Lineage: Eukaryota; Filasterea; Ministeriida; Capsasporidae.